AAUCUUCAGAGUGACUGAAGCAGCCAAUCAUGUAGCUGUUUGUUUAUAACGCGUCAUCGUUUUUUUCCUCUCCAGCUUGUAAACACGUGGACCGAGCAGAGUGUGUUCCUGUCUGUCUACGGAGGACAUUUAAGCUAUUUAACCACUGUUCUAUCGUCCUCAAAAUGGCAAAAAGCCUCCGGAGCAAAUGGAAGAGGAAGAUGCGUGCAGAGAAGAGGAAGAAAAAUGCACCAAAGGAGCUGGCCCGUCUGAAACAAGCUCUGAGUCUGGAUAAGAAAGCAGACGCUGCCAUGACUGACCUGCAGGAGAUCGCCACCGUGGUGUCAGCUGACAAGAUCAAGAAGGAUGUGGAAAUAGGAGAGGGUGACGAUGGGAAGAUGGACAUGGACAGCAAGCGCAACAAGACAACUCAGUUGGAUGGAAAUGGUCAGUACCCUGUGUGGAUGAGCCAGCGGCAGGCCAAGAAACUGAAAGGCAAACGGAUGGCAAAGAAAAGUGGGCAGGGCAAGAAUAAAAAGGGCAUCGCCUGGUGAACCAGAGGAAACCAAGAGACCUUUGCUUUGCCUUAAAAGACUUUUGACGCAGGAACACAGAAUCAUUUCAUGUAUUCUUUUAUACGUGAUAACUGGAUUUUCUGCUAUUGAAUCUCAUUCUGUUCAGUGGGUUAUAAGAUUCAUGGAGUCCGUUCAUUAUAAAGUAAUUCACUGCAGGAAAAUGUUUGUUCUUAUGGAACAGCAGCUUCAUCUUCAUGUUGGGACAAGUUUUAAGAAACUAAGACAAAAUAUGUCUGAUUGUCAUGUAUUCUCUACUACAAUUUAAGUCUUUUCAUACUCCGAUAAAAAUGUUUUAUUUACAGA
Messenger RNA from Sebastes umbrosus (honeycomb rockfish), 857 nucleotides. It is a transcript of the gene llph, whose product is annotated as LLP homolog, long-term synaptic facilitation factor. Gene Ontology annotation, cellular component: nucleolus. The record is from RefSeq and is a predicted model, not a curated record. Lineage: Eukaryota; Metazoa; Chordata; Actinopteri; Perciformes; Sebastidae. The transcript has 3 exons. Gene Ontology annotation, molecular function: RNA binding. Bases 165 to 533 code for a protein of 122 amino acids. Gene Ontology annotation, biological process: dendrite extension.